GUCGAUCUAUUCGAGUUAACGAGUUGAAUUUAGUUGUGUAAACCAACAUAUUUGAAAAAUGUCUGAGAGCCAUUUCGACGAGUACGAACAUUACAACUUCAUGUACGACAAGCAGAUUUACAGUGGACACAGCGGUAAACAGCGUACAAAGAAAGAAGUAAGCGAACACACCAACCACAACGAUCCUUGUGGACACUCCAGGAAGAUCCUUACCAAACUCAUGAACACCGAAACAAACAAGAAGGGGAAACACUGAAUGGUCCUCUUUGUUCGUGUGGCGUUCUUCCAGUUUUAAGGAAGAACUGUAGACGUUUUCGACUGUUUUUUUUAAGGACUGUGAUUUUUAUUACUAUUAAUUAUUAUUAUUGUGCUCACCUAAACCUUCUUGUGACCAGAACACCGUCAAUUGCGGUCGCAAAUCCGCGACCUCGCCAAACAAGGUGACAUUCGCAUUUCUGUGGUAUUCAGUUAUUGGAUAAAAUAUUGUUUUGUAUUUAGUUAAUACAGUUAAUCUGUACAAAAUAAAUUAUUAUUUAUAAAA
Molecule: messenger RNA, 541 nt
Organism: Aethina tumida (small hive beetle)
Lineage: Eukaryota; Metazoa; Arthropoda; Insecta; Coleoptera; Nitidulidae
Exons: 1
Coding region: 59-256 (65 amino acids)
Biological process (GO): negative regulation of cell cycle; negative regulation of cell population proliferation; regulation of transcription by RNA polymerase II
Cellular component (GO): nucleus
Source: RefSeq, a predicted model, not a curated record